CUCCCCGGUCUGUACCCCUCUCGGCUCAUGGUCUCGUCAUGUAUCAAUUGGCCGAGGUGGGGCUAGCUAUGAGACGCGGAUUGCGGUCGCGAGCGACCUGGUGAGUGUUCCUUCUCCGAUUUCAUCUUCCUUGGCAGUCUUUUGAAUGAGGCACGUGAUGGGCCAUCAUAAGGCGAUCGGCUGAAGCCUGCGCGCGUAUCAAACUCGCUCCACAAUUGCCUGUGCAAGUUCAUUGGUAUGUAGCUCUGCCGCCGACCGUGCUGAUGUAGCGCCUGCAGUCGAGAGGCCUAUAAAGGCUGAUACUGCUUGCCUACAUUCUUGAGACCCGACCACCAUGCAACGAUCACUACCCCUCCUCGUUUUUCUGUCAGCCUGCAUCUACGGCAUCCAGGCUACCCCUCUGGUAGUCGAUACACCGACCGAGAUCAUCCAAUGUGGGGUGACUAACAUCACUUGGUCAGGAGGAAGUGGCGCAUACAGCUUGGUGAGAUGACAUGUUUUCGAUUACGCUGCCUGUGAACGCCCCGCUGACGAAUCGCAUUCCGGCUCCGCAGUCGAUUAGGGACAACGGUGAGGUUGUCGAAGACUCCGAGCGUCUGUCCGAAACCAGCUUUGAGUGGGCUGGCUACGGAGCGCCUGCCGGCUCUACCGUUAUCAUCUACGUAACCGAUACCGCCGGGGACGGAGCAUCGACUGCGCCUGUCGUGGUCUCGCCCAGCUCGGAUUCGAGCUGUCUGGACCCCGGCUUCUAGAACUGUAUGUACUAAUCGUAUAUCAUCACGCAUGUUUUGUAUGCGCAGUUGCCCAUCUGAAGAUAGAUGGACCGUGCUUCAACGACUGAACGGAACAACCGCAUCAGCGUAUCCUGUGCUCUUUGU
Molecule: messenger RNA, 878 nt
Organism: Dichomitus squalens LYAD-421 SS1
Lineage: Eukaryota; Fungi; Basidiomycota; Agaricomycetes; Polyporales; Polyporaceae
Exons: 7
Coding region: 495-752 (85 amino acids)
Source: RefSeq, a predicted model, not a curated record